GCGAAAUACAUCCACGUAACGCAGGCGUGCUUUUAUUUGGAUUUCAGUCGAAUUCCAUCAUUAAAUCACCACAAAACAGUAAUGUCGAGUUAAAGAGGACAUUUUCCCAUCACCUUGUCAUAAUUAUUGCUAAGGAAACAAUUCAUACGAUCAGGAUGAAGGCUUUAAGUCUUCUUCUGAUCGCGGCGUUUGGGCUAAGUGGGAGUUUGGCCGUCGAUAGAAACAACUUCAAAACCUGCGAACAGUCAGGUUUUUGCAAGCGUCUCCGAGGAUUUAAACCCGAAAAAUCUCAGUAUGCUUUAAAUGUGGAUAGUGUUUUUGUUCACGGCAACGUUCUCUCGGCGGAAGUGUUCACUGUUGACCAUGAUGAUGACAAAAAAAAUAUUCUGUGGCGCUACGCCCUGCGGCUGUCCGCGCUUGCAGAUGGCACCUUCCGAGUGGAAAUGGAUGAGGCGGAACCCCUGUACCCUCGGUAUAGGACUCAGAUUGCCCUCGAGGGUGAACCGAAGGGUGAUGGAUUAAAAUUGAUCUCAAACGAGAAUGGCAAGUUGACCCUUUCCAACACUCAGGGUCACAAAGUGGUGAUAACAAUAGAACCGUUGAAGAUCGAGUUUGUCGACCAUACGGGUGAAGUGGCUGUUGUGUUGAACGAGAACUCGCAGUUGGUGGUUGAGCCACUUAGGGUGAGGAGAGAGAAGAUUGGUGAUGACGAUGAACAGGGGAAUAUUGUUGAAGAGGAGGAAGGCGCUUGGAGUGAGAACUUUAAAGGGCAUCACGACAGCAAGCCUCGCGGCAACGAAGCAAUUUCGCUCGACGUAUCCUUCCCAGGGGCCAACCAUGUUUACGGUAUACCGGAGCACACAGACAACUUUUACCUCAAGACGACCACGUCCGGCGAGCCCUACCGUCUCUACAACCUCGACGUGUUCGAAUACGAACUGGACAGUCCCAUGGCCAUAUACGGGGCAGUUCCUGUUCUGUAUUCACACAGUUCAAAGCGCUCCUCUGGCGUAUUCUGGCACAACUCCGCGGAGACCUGGGUCGACGUAGUGAACUUCAGCGAGAGUACCGUGGUCUCCUCACUAGUCAAUUUCAUGACGGGUGGACAAAAGCAACGCGUUGAUGCGAGAUUCAUGAGUGAGUCCGGCAUUGUGGACGUAUUCGUGCUACUGGGUGAGAAGCCGGCAGACGUGUUCCGGCAAUACACCAUCCUCACUGGAGUCGCGCCAAUACCACCCAAAUUCUCACUGGCAUACCACCAAUCUCGAUGGAACUAUAUGGACGAAGUUGACUUAAGGACAGUUGAUGAGGGAUUCGACGAGCAUGACAUCCCCGCCGAUGCUCUAUGGCUGGACAUUGAAUACACCGACAAAAAGAAAUACUUCACAUGGGACGCGGAAAAAUUCAGGCAUCCCACUGAGAUGGUUUCCAAUCUCACUGCCAAGGGUCGCAAGCUAGUUGUCAUCAUAGAUCCCCACAUCAAACGGGAGGCGGGCUACUUCGUCCACGAGGAUUGCACCGCGAAAGACUAUUACGUUAAGAACAAAGAGGGCAGAGAUUACGAGGGUUGGUGCUGGCCCGGAUCUUCCUCGUACCCGGAUUUCUUCAACCCGGAAGUUACACAGUACUACAUCGAGCGGUACAAGUUCGAGAACUUCCCCGGGACGAGCAAGGAUGUUCACAUAUGGAACGACAUGAAUGAGCCUAGCGUUUUCAACGGUCCCGAAAUAACAAUGCCAAAGGAUUGCCGGCAUUGGAAGCCGCGUAACAAGGAGGAUUCCGGCCUCGCCUCUUACUGGGAACACAGGCACGUUCACAACGAGUACGGGCAAUGGUACAUCCGAGCGACGCAUGAAGGCAUGCUUGCGAGAAGCGACAAUAAGUAUAGACCUUUCAUACUGACGAGAUCUACCUUCGCCGGUACGCAACGUUAUGCAGCUGUCUGGACCGGGGACAACGCUGCCGAGUGGGGUUUCCUGCAGGCCUCUGUACCCAUGUGUAUAUCUCUUGCCACGGCCGGUAUCAGUUUCUGCGGAUCCGACGUUGGUGGCUUCUUCAAGUACCCUGAGGCUGAGCUCAUGACGCGGUGGUAUCAGGCUGGCGCAUACCAAGCGUUCUUCCGAGCGCACUCCCACAUCGAGACAAAGCGUCGCGAGCCGUGGCUCUACGAUGCUACUACAAUUUCCAGGAUACGAGACGCCGUACGACGGAGAUACGCUCUGUUGGACUUCUGGUACACAUUAUUCUACGAGCACAGUAUCGACGGCUUGCCUGUGACCCGCCCCUUAUUCCAGGAGUUCCCCAAGGAAGAGGCAACAUUCACCAUCGACAAUCAGUACUUGUUAGGUGAUAAGCUGCUCAUCAGACCAGUGUUGGAGGAAGGUGUUACCAGCGUUAAAGUGUACCUCCCGGGCAAGGAAUCCGGCACCCUGUGGUACGACGUCGACUCUUACCACGCAGUCGCGGCGAAUGGAUGGAUCAAUUUGGAUGUCACUAUCACUAAGAUCCCGGUGUACCAGCGGGGUGGUACGAUCGUACCGCGCAAGGAGCGAGUACGCCGUGCGUCGUCACUCAUGGCCAAUGACCCUUACACUCUGGUCGUAGCACUGGACUCUAACAACACCGCCCACGGCACCGUGUACAUAGACGAUGGCGAGACUUUCGACUACAAGUCGAACAAGUACAUCUACGGUAGUUUCGACUACCAACCCGCUGCCAUCACAUAUAAGUUCAUAAACAAAGAUGCAAACUACCCAACGCGUUCCUGGGUGGAACGUAUAGUGAUUGCUGGCAUCAAAAACGCCCCCAAAGCCGCCAAGCUAGUCCAGGGGGGUAAACAGACCCCCCUCCAGAUGACCCUCCACAGGGGGAACGAUGUACUUGUAGUGCGGAAGCCCGGCGCCUCUAUGGCGAAACCGUGGGAAAUAUUGUUCACGUAUUAAAUUUCAAGAGUUUUAGUCUAGGAGUCGGUGAAUGUUUAUUGCAUUGUGUUGCGACAGAUUUUUUGUGUGCGAUAUAAUAUCCGAGGGAGCUUGCGACAUUAAGAUCAUAAUGUAGUGCCUUAUAAUGACACUGGACCUCUUAAAGUAAAGACAGGUGUGCUCUUGUGAGUCGAAUAUGCAACUUGUGAUUAUAAAACUGCAUUGGUGUCUUAAUAUGUCACAAAAUGUAUUUUGUGCAAUAGUUUAACUAAAAACAUACACUAAAAUUAUAUAUUAAACAAAAUGAUGAAUUAAAAUAUGAUUGUAACUAUCUUGAAAUGUUCCUCGCUUGCUUAAUACAAUAAAUCUAAAUUCAAAA
Pararge aegeria (speckled wood butterfly) is the source of this 3300-nucleotide messenger RNA. It is a transcript of the gene GCS2alpha, whose product is annotated as neutral alpha-glucosidase AB. NCBI's taxonomy places the organism in Eukaryota, Metazoa, Arthropoda, Insecta, Lepidoptera, Nymphalidae. Gene Ontology annotation, molecular function: carbohydrate binding; alpha-glucosidase activity. The transcript has 21 exons. Gene Ontology annotation, biological process: N-glycan processing; carbohydrate metabolic process. The record is from RefSeq and is a predicted model, not a curated record. The coding region runs from base 156 to 2942 and encodes 928 amino acids.